Messenger RNA from Bacidia gigantensis, 1164 nucleotides. RefSeq lists its product as uncharacterized. NCBI's taxonomy places the organism in Eukaryota, Fungi, Ascomycota, Lecanoromycetes, Lecanorales, Ramalinaceae. The transcript has a single exon. Bases 1 to 1164 code for a protein of 387 amino acids. Gene Ontology annotation, cellular component: nucleus; transcription preinitiation complex. Gene Ontology annotation, biological process: transcription initiation at RNA polymerase II promoter; transcription preinitiation complex assembly. Gene Ontology annotation, molecular function: RNA polymerase II general transcription initiation factor activity; TBP-class protein binding. The record is from RefSeq and is a predicted model, not a curated record.
AUGGCUACGACAGCAGCUGCUCAGAGUAAACCAACAGGCAACACAAUCGUAGCCGAGCCUGAUAGGCCAGUCGAACCCUGGCGUGAAAAUCUUAACAAUCAUCUCAUCUGCCGUGACUGCAAGGAAUUCCCUCCCAAUCUUGUGGAAGAACAUGCCUCAGGCGACACUGUAUGCAGCUCUUGCGGCUUGGUGCUAGGAGACAGGACUGUCGAUACGCGGUCAGAAUGGCGCACAUUCUCCAAUGAUGAUCAAGGAGGAGACGACCCAUCACGUGUUGGGGACGCUGCAAACCCUCUGUUGAAUGGAUCGCAGCUGCAGACCGGCAUAUCGUUCAACGGCGGGAACCCUGGUCGCAAUAGGGAUUUGCAAAGAGCGCAGAACAAAGCCAAUCACAACAAGACUGCCAAAGCUCUGCUUUCGGCUUACAAAGAAAUCGAUGCCUUCUGUGAGUCUUUAAGCAUUCCAAAGUCAAUCGCGGACACUGCCAAAGGGCAUUUUAAAGAAGUCUACGAGGCCGGCGCUUUUAGGGGCAAGUCCCAAGAGACCAUCAUUGCAGGAGUCAUAUUUAUCGCUUGUCGACAGAUGAAAGCAGCAAGGACUUUCAGAGAGAUCUUUACCCUUACCAAAGUGUCCAAAGCUGAGAUAGGUCGAGUUUUCAAAGCUCUCGAAAAAUUCUUCAAUAACCGCAACGCAGAGAAGAUGAAGCAAUCACAAGAAGAUCCAAGUAAAAUUCCAAUGCAUUUGACUUACUUGUGUUCCGCGCUGACUGGUUUAGAUACCUACCAUCAACCACCGCAACUGUACGAGCAUGGCCCCUCAACGGACCCAAAGCAGUUAUGUGAGAGAUAUUGCAACGCUCUCCGUCUACCCUUCGCAAUCAAUAAAGUCUCGAGAGAAAUUGCAGAGAAAAUGGACUCCGAGGGGAUGCUGGCCGGGCGCUCGCCGCUUUCCGUGGCAGCAGCAUGCAUCUUCAUGGCGUCACAUCUCAUGGGAGUGCCGAAGACUGCCAAGGAGAUCUCUACCGUCGCCGGCGUGAGCGACGGGACAAUUCGCAACGCAUACAAGAUCUUCUAUCCCGACAAAGAGAAAUUAAUAAGUCCGGAAUGGUUGGAAAAGAAACAGGGUGGUUAUGUGGGCGAUAUUGCUAGGUUGCCUGUUGCGUAA